This is a messenger RNA of Perkinsus marinus ATCC 50983, 585 nucleotides long. RefSeq lists its product as hypothetical. Gene Ontology annotation, cellular component: membrane. The transcript is spliced from 7 exons. The record is from RefSeq and is a predicted model, not a curated record. Bases 1 to 585 code for a protein of 194 amino acids. Lineage: Eukaryota; Perkinsozoa; Perkinsida; Perkinsidae.
AUGUGCAUAUUUUUCCCCACGCUAUAUCAGCUGGAGAGCUCCUGUAUCAAUUUCGGUGUAAGAACAGGCGGCUACGGUGAGGGUUUCCUAUUGUCAACGACUGGCUCUAUUGGAGUAGUGCUUGUGGCUAUAGUAUCUGGUUACGGAGCGGUGAAGUCCCCCUAUGCUAACAUAUCGAGGCUGAUGAACCCUGUUACCGAAAGGCAACUGCGAGAACAACAAAAACGACUACUGCAUACACUACAGCUGAUCGGGGAGAGAAAACGGACUGUUCUACAGGGAACUCAUCAAGCGAACUCCAGAGAUAGCAAAAAUGAUGGGUAUCUAUCGAAUGUAUUAGGAUGGAUUUUACGUGGUGGUUCGGGCGGAAAAACUUCCGAGCGGGAAAUGCUGUAUGAAAUUGAAGCCUUGGAGUCUAUGAGUGUUGAGAUGCAUACCAAUUUGGAGAACCUCAUUGACGAGCGGGAAAGAAUGCUCUACUCCGCGACAUGUAUCGGCCGCUUGAAAAACGUCUGGGGAUCUAUCGCUGUAUUCACGAAGGAGGAGGAGGAGAAGGUGGAUAAUGUCGGUGGUAUGUACGUAUAA